CAUUAGCAAUCGCUCAAUCUUUCUCAGAACCAAACCUUCUUCUUGUUCAAACUUGAUGCUUUGAGCUAAGGUCGUGUACUAAAGCUUCUCACAUUCUCUUCUGUCUGAAUCACUUGCGUUGGUUUUUGCAUGUUGAAGAAUGAUGUCUGGUGAUGGUGAUGAUGAUGAUGAUGAACUUUCCUCUGGCGGCUCUGGAGACGAAGUACACGUCAUUAACGGACACAACAAGCGUAUUCCGACAGCACCUUCUGGUGGUUCUGUACCGUCUCGCAGGAGAAACCGCAAGGCUGGUGGUGUUGCCAUAGUUGAAGCCAUGUUAGAACUCGCAGCAGCUUCCAAAAUGAGAGCAGCAGCUUUGACUAAAAAGAACGGUGAUAACUUACAAGAUUCUUCCACUAGUAGCAUCGAUUUCGACAUAGAACUAGAUGAGAUGGAACUAGUUGCUGCAGCUGCUGGCUACUUGUACUACCAAAGUCUAGUAAACCAACCUCCGGGAACUUCGCCUUCUACAAGAGGUACAUAUUUAAAAGACUUGCUACAAGGACCCGUUGAAGAUUGCAGAGAAGUGCUUCGGAUGGAUAAGCGUCUGUUUCACAAACUAUCCGACACUUUUAGAGAGAAAGGACUGCUGAGAGAUACCAUCACUGUUCUGGUGGAAGAGCAGGUUGCUAUUUUCUUAAGCAUUAUAGGUCAUAACCAGCGAAUCAGAGUUAUACAAGAGAGGUUCCACCUCUCUUGUGAAACCAUUAGCCGCCAUUUCAACAAUGUGUUGAAGGCGGUUAAGGCGGUGUCACGCGGUUUUUUUCAGCCACCGGUUUUGGAAACACAUGAAGAUAUAGUCAGUAGCAAAAGGCUUUAUCCAUAUUUCAAGGAUUGUAUUGGAGUUAUAGAUGGCUUGAAGCUUCUUGCUAACCUUCCUAUAAAAGACCAGCCUCGGUUUCAGAACAAGAAAGGGAUACUUACACAGAACGUGCUUGUAGCUUGCAACUUUGAUUUGGAGUUUAUAUUUGUAUGCCCUGGAUGGGAAGGCUCCAUCAACGAUUCACGCAUCUUAAGAGCAGUCCUGGAUGAUCCAAACCAGAACUUCCCUCGACCUCCCAAAGGGAAAUACUAUCUUGUUGACAGAAACUACACAAACACAGAAGGGUUCAUUGCUCCAUACCAAGGAGCUAGGUACGGUCUCCACGAGUACCGUGGCGCACGCCAGAUGCCGCAGAACGCUCAUGAUCUUUUCAACCAUAGGCACAUGUGUCUAAGCAACGUUAUACAAAGAUCAGUCAGCAUGCUGAAAACUCGUUUUCCAAUCCUGAAAUCAGCGCCUCCUUACCAUUUUCAAGUCCAGAGAGAUCUGAUGAUUGCGACGUGUGCUCUGCAUAAUUUCAUUAAAAGGGAAGACGGAGUUGGCGACUGGCUCUUUGCUGCUGAAGGUAAAGAAGCUGCUGCUGCAGAGGAGGAAUCUCGUGGAGAAGAGGAAGAAGAAGAGCUAGAGUUGCUGCACAUGGAUUCUACUACCCCUAGGGAGCUUGUUGCUGAUUCUCUACGAGACUCCAUUGCAUUUACUAUGUGGGAUGACUUCAUGAACAAGUGGGAAGAGUGGUAGAUUUGUUAACUAAGUGUAAUCUUUCUGUUGCGUUUAUGUAAUAACAUGAAUGUGCUAAUGAGUUUGAUUUAUGUUUAUAUUAGUUUUAACAAGAA
Messenger RNA from Brassica oleracea var. oleracea, 1695 nucleotides. Its product is annotated as putative nuclease HARBI1. NCBI's taxonomy places the organism in Eukaryota, Viridiplantae, Streptophyta, Magnoliopsida, Brassicales, Brassicaceae. The record is from RefSeq and is a predicted model, not a curated record. Bases 140 to 1600 code for a protein of 486 amino acids. The transcript has 4 exons.